AUGACACAAACCAGGUCCAGUGGUAGUGAAAAUUCAGAACAUCUACAAGAUCCAAACUUUCUCAGCAAAUCUGCAUCAUUGUUCAAUUCUCGAGAUGUUCGUUCAUUGAGAGUGAGUUUCUGCUCAGCUACACAAGCAAAUGAAGUUAUUCCUAGUAGAAAUGUCAACAUUCCACAAGAAUACAUUCUCCCAGGUGUCAACCGUAUUAUGCUUGAAAGGCAAAACCUAAAUAUUGACCAAUUAUGUCAAAAUGAUUAUGUUAAAACAUUCAUUUACAAAUUGCACAAAGUUGUCAGGGAUGCAGGACUUGAUAUAGGAACAAGUGAAGCUUCUACUGAUACAUUGUUUCUUAAAGAUUGCAUUACAUUCAAACUUAGAUUACAUCCAACAUUCAAAUUUUUCGUUGGUAAUGCAGUUGUUUCAGCAAAAGCCGAAUUUGAUAAACAUCUAAAUAACACUAUGCCAAACUAUGACUAUGGGGAACCCCAAAUAAUUGCUAAAAUUCUUGCUUGUGGGGAUGAAAAUAUACAUAAAGCUCGUGAGGCUCGUGAUAUGACUAUAUUUGUAGUUCGUGUGGUUUCCACUUAUGUUACAUUUUACCGUGCUACAAUUGAUAAAAGAUAUUGGUAUGAACUUGGUAUAGGUUGUCCACGACAGCAAUCAAUCACAGUUUUAAGAUGGCCAGGGAAUAGUGGUGAUCCAAUUGUUGGUUUUGAUCUUGCAGAACCAAAUGGAAGAAGAGAUGUGUUAGAAGCAUUAUCCAGGAUUCGUCAAUACAUCUUAAGCUAG
Messenger RNA from Entrophospora candida, 789 nucleotides. The record is from the annotation of a GenBank genome assembly. Lineage: Eukaryota; Fungi; Glomeromycota; Glomeromycetes; Entrophosporales; Entrophosporaceae.